UUGUCGUUUUUGUAAGUUUGUGUGGUUUGGCGUCGGUGCGUAUGUCGGCGCGCAUUUUAUUUACAUUCACGGAGAAUUCAAGAAUUUCAACAAAGAAAUAACUAAAUUGACGAAUUUAAUAGAAUAUACAACACAUAAAUAAUGUCUGAAGAUGGAGAAUAUGAGGCCCAUGAAGAUAACACAAAUUACAAAGCCAUCAGCUGUGAAAAGAUACCGGAACUUUUCCUCGACAAAUUGGUGGCAAAGAAAUAUUUCAGUAAAUAUGGCAAAAUCAGUCGCUUUAUCCUGAAACCCAAGCGUUUAAGCUGCACAGUUGAGUAUGAGAAUGAAGAAGAUGCCGAAAGGGCCUAUAUGGAGGCCGGCGAAUUCAAUGGCAUUGAAUUCGAAGUGAAUUAUGCUGAAAAUAAACCACCUCAGGUUCAGAGUACCGAAGAAUGGGUAGAUCCCGAUGUCCAGUCUGAAUUGGAUGCCAUGAAUCCCGGGCAUCGCAACUUAGGUGGUGGUGCUAGCAAUACGGCAAAUAGUGGCCCAGGUGCUAUGAGAUCAUUGUUCGGUGUGCCAGCAGCGCCAAAAUUAACAACACUAACCCGCCAACAAGUUUCAAAACCACCGAGUACCAUCUUACCCAUAGCCAAGCCAGUAAAAAUGCCGACAACUCGUGUAGAUUCUCCACAACCGGAAAUACCAAAAAUUGACAGCUCAGUUCGCAGUGAAUUGGAAGCUAUAUUAAGAAGACCCGCCUUUACAGAUGAGGACAAAUAUCGUGUGCUGGAUGCUCGCGAUAAACUAAUACGUUUGACAACUGUCCGCCAGACAGACAUUAAAAAGGCUGUAGCAACGAAGGGUACAUGCCCCGAUAUGUGUCCGGAAAAGGAGCGACUUAUGCGCGAGUUUCAGAGGCAGGUCUCCACCUUUGAAAUGGACGCUGAUGAAAAUUCCCAGUCGACGAUAUGCCACAGGAAAGCAAUUAAAGAAUAUUCCCGCAGUAGUGCCGAUCAGGAGGUACCAUUAUCACACGAAUUACGCUCAGAAUCCGUGCUGCAAAUGACCAUGCUAUAUUUAAUGCAUCGCAUUAUGGAUCUGUGUGAUGAUCCGCAAACCUCAUUAGGUGAUUGGUUUCAUUUUGUAUGGGAUCGUACCCGUUCAAUACGCAAAGAUAUCACCCAACAAGAAUUGUGUUCUUUGGGCGCCGUACAAUUGGUAGAACAAUGCGCCCGUUUUCAUAUACAUUGCGCCGCUCGCCUGGUUGCAGAAGAUCCUUCAGUAUUCGAUAAGAAGAUAAAUGCCGAGAAUUUAACAAAAUGUCUACAAACCUUAAAGUACAUGUAUCAUGAUUUGCGUAUUAAGGGAGUUGAAUGUCCUCGCGAGGCAGAAUUUCGUUCGUACAUUAUUCUCUUGAAUUUGGGAGAUUCAAACUUUUUAUGGGAAUUAAAACAGCUGCCCGAAGCCAUACAACAAUCAUCGGAAAUCAAAAGGGCAAUUUCCUUCUACAAUGCCUUGCAGAAUAAUAACUAUGUGAGGUUUUUCUCGAUGAUACGUUGCGAGAAGACGUCCUACCUGGAAGCUUGUAUUCUAUUGGGUUAUUUUAAUCGCCUGCGUUUACGGGCCAUGGAAGUUAUUAUCAAAUCUCAUAAUUGGCGUAAAAAUGAUGUUUUCCUACCGCUAUCAUAUUUGACUCAUGUCCUGGGAUUUGAUGAUGAAUCGGCAGCUAUAAAUUUCCUGGGAUAUCAUGGUCUACAAUGUGAUGAACUGGAGGAUCGUGUGCUGUUAGAACGUAUCCAAAUGCCGGAUAUGGAAUUUUCCAUGGAUCGGGCAUUAAAGCUUGUGGAAUCGAAACGUUUGGUCUCCGUGGGUGAAUGUAUAUGCGGUGAUUCCUUGCCUUCCUCAAAAACCUUUGAAGAUCAUCAAACCCAUUCCAGUUUUGAUGCCAAUGGUUUGUUGCGUGCGGAUGCCUGGUCAGCCCUCGAUCAAUUACGUGGUGAGGAGGCCCAAAAGAAAUUGGCGGAAAGAAGAGAAGUCAUUCCACAAAACAAACAACCCAUAUCCAUUACCACCACACCAGCCUCAGGAUUUCUCAAACCAACUGAUAAUAUUUUUAAAAUGCCACAGGCUUCUCCUCCCAUUUCGCCCAAACAAUCACUGCUAAAGAAACCGACCACUCAAACCAUUCCGGAACAACCGGUAAAAUCAAUAUUUGGUUCCAUACCCAGCAAUGAAGAAAGCAGGAGCUCCUCACCGGGUGGAUUUAAAUUUGGUGGGAAUAUUUUUGGUGGCACUGCUACUGUCGCAACAACAAAUACAACGUCUGCAACCACUUUUAAACCUGUACAAGAAUCAUCCGCAGGAGGAGCAUCUAUUUUCAAGAUACCUCCUGCCACAGCACCUCAAGCAAAUACAAAUUUAUUUCAAACUUCCAUAUUCAAGCCAACAGCCGAAAAACCUGCGGUAGUGGCUUCGGGAAAUAUUUUUGGUGGUUUUAAGGCCACAGAAAAUAAACCGGUGGCCAGUAGCACCAAUAUUUUUGGUAGUGCUGCUAAGGAAACUGCCAAUAUUUUUCAACAGCAACAACAACAGCAAACCAACAUUACAGCCAACUCUAACUUCCAAACCGACAAUGUGUUUCAACAUUUCCAAACCAAACCUCAAAUGUCAAUAUUUGGAGAAGCUGCCAACAACUUGUCAUCUCCGAAAGAUUCGUCUAAUUUAUUUUCAUUGCCACAAAAACCUGCUCCUUUAUCCUCGGCUCAAGAGAUGGAACAACGAAAAUUACAACUUGAAAAGGAGCAUGAAUUGAAACAGAAACAACUCGAAGAGGAGAGGCGGAAAUUAAAGGAGUUGGAGGAGAAACGUCUUCGUGAAAAACAAGUAAAAGAGCAACAGAAACAAAGGGAACUGGAACGCCAACACAAGGAAGAACUUCGAAAAACAUGUCUUAAAAAGGCCAAUGAAGAAACUCAGGCUAUCAUGGCCAUGGUCUUACAGGAGGAACUGGAACAAAUUGCCCGCACGGAGUUGCGCAAGUAUCAUAUGAUUCAACAGGGAUCUCAGCUACAACUGGAGUCCCUCUUGGGGGAUGUUGUACAGAAUUUAGUGGAGGACAUUGCCCAUGAAGAAUAUGCUGUCAUGUGUUAUGAUCAGCUUUUAUUGAAUCGGUACUUCAAUCGCUGGCUUAUGCAUUUGCGCAAGAAGCGGGAACAGCGUAAGCUUAUGGAAAGUACUCCGAUUUGGGUGACCACCAAUACCAGAUCCGAAUUUGCCCAGGCUUUGGAACAUCCCUGUCAAGACAGUAAUUUGGAAAUGAUUAAACGCUAUCGUUUGGGCCAACCUUGUGAUUUUAAACAGCUAAUGCGGCUGGGCAAGCAUUCGCCAUUGGCCGAGACCCAUCAGACCCGGCCUUUGUGUUUCUUCACCCUUGUCGGCCGCCAUUUGUUGUCGAAACAAAAUCUCACCCCUGCCGGCCUUUUGCAGCAAAGGCAAUAUUUUAAAUUUCUCAUAAGUAUACCCUCGGACAAGGAAGAGCUACCGGGUUUCGAAACAUUCUGCAAUAAAUGGCUUUUGAAGCAUGUGCGAAAAGCCCAACUGGAAACGGGACCAUUUGUCCAUGGCCUAGAGAACAACAUGGCAUUGUGUGUGCGGAAAUUAAGUGGCAUCUAUGCCCACAAUGAGCAAGGAGAUGAAAUGCGUAACGAAGGUGACCACAGUGAUGGGGUGGUUUUCAUCCUCAGUGGUGAGGAGUUUAAUUCACGGGCACGUAGACGCCUCUAUAAUCUAUUGAAGAAUUCUAAAAACUUCAAAAAGAUUCCCCUGGCCAUUAUAGCCUACAAUUGUUUAAUGCGAAAGGAGCUCGUUGCAGAAAUGUUGGAUCUCGAGACGCUGGAAGACGAGGAUAUGGUGUGCAAGUACAAAAUAUUGGGUAACGGUGUGAGUAGAAAAGAUUUUAGUUUUCGUAAAGCCAUUAAGGAUGCCAUAGAUUUCAUAGCCAUAGAAAGUUAUAAGGAAAACUGUCAAGAAUCGCAAGCAUUGGCCAUGGAAAAGGUUUUAAGUUUCUUGGAUGCCUCACUGGGUGAGGAGAUAUUCUAUAGAUGGCAAGAAUCGGCCAGAAUUAAUCCAGUAUUUCAAAAAAUCUGUCAAAAUCCUGAACAUGUCAAGGGCAUUUAUCACAAGGCCUUGGAGCAAUUGAUACACAUUACCCAAGAAGAUUUUUCCGAAAUGCCAGAAUUUCCUGAAGAACUAAAAGAAUUUGUGCCGCAGCAAAAUGAUAAUAUAAAUAUACCACUGGGCUUGGAAUUUUUCCCGGCAGAUUGGAAAAAAGAUACAGGGAAGAAGGCGAUUUAUAAAUUUCUCAAGAAACUCCAGCUGCCACCUAUGAAUGGCAUGUCUCCACCUGCCACGAAUUUGGAAGAAUUGGAAUUGUGGAUUUUAAAUUAUGCCUCAGCGUGUUUACCGCACGAUGACAUACUGGCCACCAAAGUUGCCCACGAAUCCAUUUCCAAUGUAAUACAACAACUACGACAACUAACAAUGCAAUACCAAUUGACGACCGACGCAACAAUGAAAUAUCUAAACUAUUUGACAAUUUUAAAACCCAUAGUAUUUGCCUAUAUUAACAGACAUCUAAAGGAGUUCUGCGAAGAAUUAAAAACCACUCCCGUAAUCUAUAUAAAACGUGACCUUUACAAUUAUCAAACCCAGCCAUGGUGGCUCAACUAUCAAGCUUUGGAUAUGGUGAACUUUGAUUAUAGCUCCCCGCCAUCAAAUGAACAAAUCGCCGAGGAGGAGACACUUCAGGAUGACCAAAAGGAAAAUGAUUUUACCACACAACAGCUGGAAGAAAUCAUUGCCAAGGCUGAGCAUACUUCACGCAAAGUAGAAAACAAUCUAAUGGCCAUAAAAGACAAAAAGAAAAUCACAAUAUCUCUGCCCACCAAUCCAAACAAACAAGGAGCGAAUAUUCAGCUUAAACGUAACCUAGAUGAGUCGCUCUAUAAGUUUGAAUUGUCCAAGAAAUUGGGUGAAUUCGAUACCAGUUAUAUUGAGAAUUUAACUCAGGACAUUGAUAAUUCCAUACAUGAAGUCCUGCUCGGUCAUGAUGAGAAUUCCGAGAACAACAACUCACCCGAAGGACCAAGAAAACGCAAACGUCUAUCGCCGUUGAAAAAUCAAAAUCACAAUACACCGCCACAAGCCAGGAGCAAUAACAAAGUAGAUGAUAUUAUUGCCCGUGCCAUGCAACUGAUACAGAAGGUCGAUGCCAUGGAUGAUCGACGAAAGAAAAUCACGGUUUCAAACAAAUUUCGUUGUGGAAUUUGAAAGGGGAGUUUUGUUGGAGUGGCGAUCGAUCGAAUGCACAUUGUGUUUUGUUUUCUUUUAUUUGUUGUACAGUUUUAUUUUUUAUUUGCGAAUCGAAAUAAAUGUAAUUAUUUACUAAUUAUU
Messenger RNA from Musca domestica (house fly), 5433 nucleotides. RefSeq names its product protein xmas (gene xmas). Gene Ontology annotation, molecular function: RNA binding. Gene Ontology annotation, cellular component: nucleus; cytoplasm; transcription export complex 2. NCBI's taxonomy places the organism in Eukaryota, Metazoa, Arthropoda, Insecta, Diptera, Muscidae. The transcript is spliced from 4 exons. Gene Ontology annotation, biological process: mRNA export from nucleus. Bases 142 to 5310 code for a protein of 1722 amino acids. The record is from RefSeq and is a predicted model, not a curated record.